Eublepharis macularius is the source of this 2987-nucleotide messenger RNA. RefSeq names its product arginyltransferase 1 (gene ATE1). The record is from RefSeq and is a predicted model, not a curated record. Gene Ontology annotation, cellular component: cytoplasm. Gene Ontology annotation, biological process: protein arginylation. NCBI's taxonomy places the organism in Eukaryota, Metazoa, Chordata, Lepidosauria, Squamata, Eublepharidae. Bases 477 to 2021 code for a protein of 514 amino acids. Gene Ontology annotation, molecular function: arginyl-tRNA--protein transferase activity. The transcript is spliced from 12 exons.
UCUUUGACUCUCCGAAGAUCAGCCCUAGUGAUCUUGUUGGUCUCAACGCGGCCUCUGGACCCAGCCCUUGCUGUUCUGCUACAGACCAGUAACCCCCCCGCCCCGGUUCCGUUCAGGUGUCAAAAGACACUUGCUCCGGCUGCAGCAAACCCAGCACAGCCAACUCGAGGGUGGGGUAGAGGCGCCUUUCUAACUCGCACUGUGCUGUGUUCCCCCCAAAAGUUAAAGGGCACGAUGGUUUUAAACCUCUGCAAGCCUGCGUGCGGACGUUAGCAUUGUCUCCUAUGUCUUUCCAUCGCCGCCUCCAUACAAAGGGAGAACCCGAAGGUCGGUAGCCUCGCUCAGGAACGAGAGCCGGGAAACCGUAGCGCCCUCCUGACGCCGUCCAGCCUCUUGCCCUUUGCUAAGAUGGCGGCGGCGGAGGCUGUUGCUUCUUCCGGGAGCCCCUGAAGGGUCUGUGAGGGCCGCCGGCAAAAAUGGCGGCGAUGGGGGGGAGCUCCCCCAGCAUCGUGGAGUAUUUUGGAGGCGAGGAUGGCUACCGCUGCGGCUACUGCAAGAACGAUACAGGCAACCUCUCCUACGGCAUGUGGGCUCAUUCUAUGACUGUUGAAGAUUAUCAAGAUCUUAUAGAUAGAGGAUGGCGAAGGAGUGGAAAAUAUGUUUACAAGCCCGUUAUGAAUAGGACAUGUUGUCCUCAAUAUACAAUAAGAUGCAGGAUUUUACAUUUCCACCCUUCUAAAUCACAUAAGAAGGUACUAAAGAAAAUGCUGAGAUUUCUAACAAAAGGGGAGACGUCUAAAAUAAAUAGUGAAGUGGAACCCAUGGAUUCCCACCCAGAGGAUACUGGGUGUGAUUUGUUGUUAAAAAGUGAACCAGACACCAGCCGGUAUGAACUAGAACCUCUCAGUACUUAUACAGAAAAGGUAGAGGGUGAAGAGGAAGGAGAAAGAAUUGAAAAGAGAGACUCUGGACAUACUGAAUCCUGUAAUGAGAAAGAUAAUGCCAAUUUAAGCGAGCUGUUGGAUCUUGCUAAAGUUGGUCAUGCGCCUCCCAAGCCAGGCAAAGGAGCAGACUUGAGCAAACCGCCCUGUCGUAAGGCUAAGGACAUACGGAAGGAGCAAAAAUGGCAGAAACGCCUUCAGAACCAGGCAGGGAACCAGGCACUUCAAGAAGAAACUCAGAUUGCUCCCAAAUCUAAGUCUAAAGCAAACCAGCCCAAAUCAAUUGAAGACUUCAUUUUUGUCACCUUGGCUCUCGAAGCUGUGCACCAGUUAGAGGUUAGGUUAGUACGAGUCUCUUUUGAGGACCCACAAUUCAGAUCAUCUUUCACCCAGUCGGCCACUUUAUUUGCCAAGUAUCAGAUGGCCAUACACAAGGAUACUCCUUCUGAAUGUAACAAGGACCAGUUCACAAGAUUCCUCUGUGAUUCUCCACUUGAGGCAGAAAGUCCACCCAAUGGUCCUGAUUCUGGCUAUGGUUCUUUUCAUCAGCAGUACUGGAUUGAUGGAAAGAUAGUUGCUGUGGGUGUCAUUGACAUCCUUCCAAAGUGUGUCUCUUCUGUGUACCUCUACUAUGAUCCUGAUUAUUCUUCUCUGUCUUUAGGAGUCUACUCUGCAUUAAGGGAAAUUGCUUUUACUAGGCAACUUCAUGAAAAAGCUUCUGACCUAAGCUAUUACUACAUGGGAUUUUAUAUUCAUUCGUGCCCUAAAAUGAGAUAUAAGGGCCAAUAUAGACCUUCUGACUUGUUGUGUCCAGAGACGUAUGUCUGGGUACCCAUUGAACAAUGCCUGCCUUCUCUUGAGCAUUCAAAAUACUGCCGCUUCAAUCAGGAUGCCAAAGCAGUUGAUGAAGGAGGGGUUAAAGAACUGGGUCGAGUUCGGGUUCUUCACAAGAGAACAAUGAUGCCUUACAGUGUGUAUAAGAGAAGGCGAAAGGGGCCCAGUGAUGAAGAGAGUGUCCAGCAAUAUGCCGCUUUGGUGGGACAGGCAUGUUCAGAGCGCAUGUUGCUCUUUAAAAGCUGAAAUGUUUGUUCUGUGGCGAUCUUCUGCACUGCUCAGUUGUACCCCUUAUGGUUUGUGUGGAUAAGCGUAUUUGUAUAAAAUAUCUCUUUAUGCUAAUUAAAAUAUAUACAGUGUCAUAUACAUACCAUUUUUUGACAUAUACCAAGGGUCUGGCAGAAUAUAAAGAUCUGUUGCUAAACCUGUUUUAUUUCCCAAACCUAUUUCCUUUUGUGCAUUCUGAAAAUUAAACCGUGUGAAGUUCAUAAAUAAUUGGAAAAUAGUUUUUCCUGCAUAGCUUUGUAUAUAGAAAGGAGAAUUUUUAUAGAAAACGCACUGAAAAACAUGGAUAAUAUACCACAAACUUUGCUCACAUAUGCUAUAGCUGGGGAAUUAAGUGCAUUUAUUUGCAUGCUGAUGUUGGGCAAAACUCAGUCCCAUUCAGAUCAGUGGGAAAAUCAGGGCAAAUUCUUCUGGGCUGUAGACUUGCCUGAUAUUGCAUAGUAUUAAUAUUCUAUGACAUUGUGACAUAAAUUCAAGUAAUAAAAUGCUGAAGGUUUUUUAGAUCGGCAUUGUAAAUUGUAACGUUUGUUUAAAAUAAUGUCUACAAAAUGAGAUUGGAUUUAAUUUUUGUAAUAUACUCUGGGAAAUAUUUAUAAUUUUGUUAUUAAAUUCAAGGAUAUGUCUGUGAUCACAUUACCAAAGAGAAUAAUUUAAAUAAGGCAACAGGUUUAUAAUUGGGUAUACAAUUUUGUAGGUGAGUGGCCACAUCCUGGCUUCCAUCCCAGGUUUUUCGUAUUUGUAAUGGCUAUUUGCGUUCAUUAUAAAAUUCUAAGAUUCUGUUUCCAGCAACAUGAAGUUUGACAUGAAGGAAUAAUAGUUUUAUUUUAAAAAUAAACAAUUGUAAAAGUAGAAUUGAAUUGUCUUUGCAUAAUCGGCACUGCUAAUAUCACUUGUGUGAAUUUUCUUUCAUUAAAAUUGUAAAAGAUU